This is a messenger RNA of Symbiodinium sp. CCMP2592, 6513 nucleotides long. Lineage: Eukaryota; Dinophyceae; Suessiales; Symbiodiniaceae. The record is from the annotation of a GenBank genome assembly.
AUGAGCGCCCAAGCUGGUGCUGCGCAACCGCAACAGAAUGGUGUUCCUGGACCUUCGGUGCAGACGGAGGAGGAAACCGGAGCGGAGCGGCCGGGUCCAUCUUUGUCAGGUGGAUCCGACCCUUCGCAGAUGAGACAAAAGGCAGCGGCGGAAAGUGAAAAAGGAGAUGGAGACGCGAGAGGCGCGCCUGGUCCGUCUUCCACAAGUGCCGCGGCUGCUCAGUGUGCAGGUGAUGUGCAAGAAGCGGAAGGUGCACCGUCUGGUGUGGCUGGAGACCAGGGAAUGCAGACCCGUGCAGACAUGUCCGACCAAGUGGGACCGAGCAGGGUGAUGUCAGCUGGGACCCAGAACAUGCAGACGGGCGUGGACCUCCGGAGUACUGCAGCUACAGAUAUUGGAGCAGGAGCGUAUCAUACUCCGAGAUCUUCGAGAUCUGUGUUUAGCAGUGUGCAUGGAAUGAGGCCUAACCAGCCUGGGAUGUGGCCGGGUUGGGUUACGCGCUUGGGAGAAAUGUUCAAAGCACCGCCGGUGCAGUGGUUGCCGAGUCCUCUACCUUCUCCCCCACGACCGAGGGCAGCCACGGAGAUGUCAGCGACGUCGCAAGCCAAUGCUGUUAGUGCCUCCUCUUUGAUGGGACCUUGGCAAAAUGCGCUAGCAACCAGGGAGUACCUGUGCAAGAUGUUCAAAGUGGGGCACCUCGUGACGAUGUUCCUCAGGGUUAUCCAGAUGUGCUACCUGGGAAUGAUGCAGUCGAGCGCUCCAAGCGAUGCCUUCAAUGCGGAGGUGAAGAUCACAGACAAAAGGAGGGCAAGAUCGCAGGAGGAGUGGGACCAGUCAAGUCCAGUCAUAGUGAACCUUGCAGGUGGUGAAUCAGUGAGCUUGCGAAUGAACUCAGCAAGUACAAUACUGGUUCCCAUGGCCUCGGAUGCGUCUACGGGCACUUCAACUCCUAUCGUCCCGUUGGGGGCGUUGGUAGGGCAACUUGGGUAUACUAUGACGUGGAGCAGCAACCGGUGCAGGCUGGAAGGGCGAGCCGGAGAUGUGUACAAUUUGCGUGUUCGUGAAGGUUGCCCAGAGAUAGCAGAGCAUGAUGCGUUGCGCCUUAUAGCCCGACUAGAAGAUGAAAACUUGGCUUUGCUCAAGGCAAAUACUGGGGAAACAAGGAAGAGAGUCAAAGCAGCUGCUCUCUCCAUGCAGCGGACCUGGUUCGACUACUUGUUGUCGUAUGUGGACGGUGAGAUGAGUUCGGAGGCGUUGAAAGCAAUAGAGUCAGCACCGUUCUUGCGAGAGGUCCCGGCUCCCUGCAAGGCUGGAUUGGUGGAGACAAUGCCAGAAGACAAUGGGUGGAGGGCGCUUAGGGGACUAGAGCACCUAAACCGGAGAUCCAGGAAGAGGUUGUGGAGUUCGGACAAGUGGGUUGUGCAUUUGUUCUGCGGAAAGAAGGAGAAAAAGGACCUGCACCACUUGGAGGCCCACGGUUACACGAUCCUGGAGCUCGACAUCGAAAGAGGCCGCACCCACGACCUUCUUAGAAGCACUACGUGGAGGGCCUUGGAGUUCGCCGCUCGGAAGGGAAAGUUGGCAGCUAUCAUAGGUGGUCCUCCCCAAAGCUCGUUCAUGAUUUCGAGACAUGUGGUUGGUGGUCCAGAACCUGUUCGCUCCAAUGAGUUCCUGUUUGGAAACUGGGAGGGACAAUCUGAUGCAGACGUGUGGCUCGUCAACAGGGAGACACAACUGCUGACACGGAUGAUCUACCUGCAUGCUCUUGCUUCAGCGGGGAGGAUUCGAGCUGUUCCAGCGCCGGAUGCCAAGCGAGAAGUGGCCUUGUUGCUAGAGCACCCUCGUGAUCCACGUGGCUACUUGAAGUUCCAGGACCCCCUGUACGGUGAUGUUGUGAGCUUUUGGCGAACUUCGUUGUGGUUGGAGUAUGCGUUGGAGGCGGGACUCAACACGUAUAGCUUCGAUAUGGCAGCGUAUGGCAAGGCGUUCUCCAGACAUACGACUAUAGGGACGAACUUGGCUAUGAAGCACAUAAAUGGGCUGCGGGCGAGAUGGCAUACAGAUGGACCUGCAACAGAGCGCUCCCCACCUAGUGUUUGGACCACAGAAUUCUAUGAGCAGGUCGUCAUUGCACUACGUCACUGGGGUACAGUACCCAGAAUGGUCAAGAUGAGCGCAGAUCAGUGGAGAGAACACGUGCGCCGAGGCCAUCUGCCCUAUAGGGCAGACUGCACGGUUUGUGUGCAGGCGGGGGCCACUGGGCGACGGCAUGCGCGCAUUGAGCACCCCAAUGCUUAUGUGCUCUCGGCAGACCUCGCCGGUCCAGUAAAGGUGGGCGGCCUUGACCCAGAUGCUCGAGGAGCGUUUCCGAGGUUGUUCAAGUACAUCUUUGUGGCGAAGCUACGCGUGCCAAAGACCUAUGUCGAGGACGGGCGUGGAGCAUGGGUAGAAUACGAUGGAGGAGAGCUACCUGAAGAUCAGUAUGAGCAUGCGGACGACGGCUUGGAGGUAGAGAAAAAGGCAGCUAAGGAAGAUGUUCGUGCUGUAGUACCACCAGAAGAAGAUGACCCAGAUCCUGAUCAGGAGCCGAAGAAGAAGAGCGACUUCGAGGAGGACCUUGAUUUAGCGGCACCCGAGAUGGUGAACCUCAUGUUUUCAGUGGGACUGAAGGACGACAAAGCGCCAACAGUGCUUGAAGCUAUUCAGGAUGUGGUGUUGUACUGCCAGUCGCUCAAUAUCCCGGUGUUACGCUUCCACUCGGACCGUGGCAUGGAGUUUCAAGCAAGGGCCUCCAAGCAAUGGCUAAAAAACCAAGGGAUCAGAGUGACGGCAUCGGAGGCGGGCGCGCACCAAACGAAUGGUUCUGCAGAGGCGACUGUGCGAUGGGUGAAGCAGAGAGCCCGCACUCUUCUGCUGGCUGCGAAGUUACCUCAGAGAUUGUGGCCGAUGGCGGUGUCCACAGCGGCUACAAUGCAGAGAGCAGAUGUGCUGGGGUUUGAGCCGCUCCUCGCAGCUCCUUUCGGGGCCAACGUCAUCGUGAGGAAAAGACAAAUGGAAGGGCCUAAGCUCGAUGAUCUGGCGCCUAAGUGGUUGAAGGGGACGUACUUGGGAAAGUCGGAAAGUUUGCACAAGGGCCAUUUGGUCUACAUCAAUGAUGGUGAUGGCGAGAAGUUUGUGCACACUCUACAUGUUCGCGCAGCUCUGCAUGAUCCUGGUCCAGUAGAAGAAGAGCUAGUGGCUGAAGAGCCUGAAACUCCUAGCAGGCGAGUGCGAGGAAAGUCAAGUGGUAGCGGUGAUGUGGUAGAAAUCUCUAAGGCUGAGAUUCUUGACGAAGAAAGCUACAAAGCCAGAGCAGAAGCUGUGAUGGAGCAUUGGUCCCAGGAGGAGGCGGAGUCGAUUGUCAGGGAACUGGCGGCAGCGCUACCUUCCACGGACAAUGUAUACGGGAUGUUCCGUUUUGGGGGAAAGACAGGAGUAACGAGGGCAACUAUGGAGAGACCGUGGUUCACGAAGUUGCUGCUGAAGCUCCUCUUGGAUAAGGCCCCGGACGCUGAGUUUGCAGCUAUGUUUGUGUCGGUUAGAAACGACAGAGAAGUCCAUAUUGACCGCAACAACGCUAUGGGAACACUGAACUACCUCCUCCCUAUUGUGAUGCCUAAGAGAGGUGGCGAUAUUUGGCAAGAGCUACGGGAAGGUGAUGUGGUUCAAGGAAAGGUUGUGGAGCUUGAUGCCCCCGAUGGGAAGAAGCGUUUUGGUUGCACAUAUCCUCUCCAAGAAGGGCGAGUGUUUCAGCUGAAUCCACAUCGACGUCAUGCGGUACUUCCUUGGACUGGUGAAAGAUUGGUGAUCGUUGGUUAUACCCCCGGGAUGCUGAGAAACCUAACGGCGAGUGAUCGGGAGCGAUUGUGGUCUUUGGGGUUUCCUAUGCCGUUGUUUGAUGAGGUCACGGGGUAUGUAGCGAGCAUCAACGCCUUCUCGGUGAAGCAGCUGAACUAUAAGCACGGGAUCGUCGAGAACUAUGUCGACGAGACGCUAUUACCUACUGCGCGCUUCUCUCGUGCUCAGGCGGAGCCAGAUGCAGUGGAGCAAUCGAGUGAUCGGUGCAAAAGCGAAGAAUGGGAGCAGUGGGAAAUGCGCUUAGUGCUGAGCGAGAGCGGCGGUGAUGUAGCGUUGGCCCAGAGCGAUGAAGCAGACUCAGUUUGUCUCAGGAAAGCGGAGGUCACCUACACGGAUGGUGUUGAGGAGAUCUUGCAGCAGUUAGAUGGACCGCUGAGUAUAGUUCAUACUGUUCAUCCUCGUGAAGUCGCCGCGAACUACGAGGCAUGGAUCCCGGCGCUUAAGAAGGAGGUCGCUACGCUUUCCCAUGCUGUGGAGAAGACCUGGGCAAAUGAUGCGCAGGUCCAGGAGGAGAUGUCGUCAGGGAGGGCGCAGGUGAUCCCAAUGAAAAUAGUGUUUACGGUGAAGCCCCCAGAUGCACCACUGCCCGGUGAGUCCGUCGAGCAGUUCUACAAACGAAAAGCGCGGAUAGUGGUUUGUGGAAACUUGGCAUCUCAUGAGCCAGGAGAUGUAUACACCAACACAGCGCCGGCAGAGAUAGUAAGGGCGGCGUUGGCUAUUUCAAGGGUGAAGAAGUGGAACCUUGGAAUUCUGGAUGUCAUUGCGGCGUUUCUGCAAACUCCUUUUUCGGAGCUGGUUGGAGCACCUUUGGUGUAUGGCAUUCCUCCGAAGCUUUUGGAAAGAGUAGGACUGUGCCAGCGGGGUGAACUUUGGCGGCUUACACAUGCAGUCUACGGGUUGCAAGAGUCGCCGCGACUUUGGGGCCGUUACAGGGACCAACAGCUAGCAAGGAUUCAGCUUAUCUACGAGGGCAAGACAGUAACGCUGUUGCAGGGCCGAGUAGAACCCUCAUGGUGGUCUAUUUUACAUGAAGGGUCAGUCUUGAUCGGCAUUGUCGUGAUCUAUGUUGAUGAUGUUCUUAUUUGUGGUUUGACCGGCAUCAUCAAGGAAGUUGCUCGAGCGAUCAAGGCUAUCUGGAAAACAAACGACCUCCAGCUCGUGUCCGAUGGCACAAUAAGGUUUCUGGGGAUAGAGAUAUCUAUGUGUUCCCAGGGCUUUGCGCUGUCGCAGCGUUCCUACAUUGAGGAGCUGAUCCGCGUGCACAAUGUGGCCCCGACAAGACGAGAUGUGAUACCGCUAGCUAAGGACCUUGCUACUUUUGCCACCGAGGCAGAAGAGGGCGACUACACGGAGAUCGAGCUCAAGGCGGCUCAACAAUGCGCUGGUGAGCUACUUUGGAUAUCUCAAAGAACACGGCCGGAUUUGAGCUUCGUUGCGUCAUUGGUUGGCUCAUUGUCUACGAAGGCGCCAAGAAGCAGUGCUGGCGUUGCAGAGUGUGUCUUCUAUGCUGUCGGAUGUUCUUUCCGAGCCGGGAGCAAUGCAGCUUUUCUCGGAUUCAACUUCGGCGUUGUCAAUUGCCAAUGGGUCUGGGAGUUGGAGGACAAGGCACCUGAGAUUGCGGAGCGCAUGGGUGAUCUACAGUUGGCAGAUCUACUCACCAAAGCGCUCCCGUCACAGCGCAUUGGUACUUUGAGUAAGUUGAUGAACCUCCGGAAUCCGGAAAAUGACGACGAGGGUGAGAUCAAGAUCACCUACAACAAAAGCCCAAGCAGAAUCAACCGCGCGGCAGCAGCCCCUAAGAACCCUAAGGUUUUAAUUGCCCUACUAGUCUUAUCGCAAGCCACGAUUGGAGCUACGCAGAGCUGGGAUGAAGAAGAAGGGCUGGUAGUGCGAUCUGGCAUGAGCAUCGACUACGGAAUCAUAACCUGGGCUAUUUUGUGGGGAGCAGUUAUUGUGGCACUGCUUUCUUGGGAGCUGUUGAAGUGGUUGUUGUGGCUAGCGUAUGACAAGGUGACGCCAGGCUCACGAGCGAGGAGAUUGCGACGGCUACAGAAGUUGCGAGAUGCGACUACUACAGCGAUCCAGAGGGAGAUUCAGACUCGACAAGGAAGCCGUUCCGAGCAGCGUGGACGUGAUUCAGGUCUGGUUCCGGAAAAUCAGACAGCUAAUCCUCCAAGGGAUAGUUCGUCUACGAUACAAAGCUCAGCGGCUUCGUCGGGGCAGGACAAGUAUGCGGAGGAAAGAAUGCAGUUGCUAAGGAAGCUGGCUAAAGGGGUGAAGGAAACGCAUGAAGUGGGCUGUCAAGCUGGCGCGUUUACUCCUAUGCCGGCACCGCAAACACGAGUGAUCCUUCGCUAUGUUCAUGAACCCCCUGGAGAAGCAUAUGUACUGCCGGGAAAUGAUUGCUAUCAUGUAUAUUCUGACUGCCAUGCUUUUCGCCAUAGAGGGACUGCAGACCGGGUUGAAAGAAGAAGGUUGUGUUUGUACUGCCUACAUCGUGCCGAAGAGGACCCGGAUAAGACUGCCAACUAUGGGGAAGAUCUGGCGAGGGCUCAAGAGUAUGAGAGAAUAUUCAAUACGCAGCUGCAGGUGUCAGGGCAACCAAACCAGCGGUGA